Messenger RNA from Colletotrichum truncatum, 3792 nucleotides. Its product is annotated as oxysterol binding protein. Lineage: Eukaryota; Fungi; Ascomycota; Sordariomycetes; Glomerellales; Glomerellaceae. Gene Ontology annotation, cellular component: nuclear envelope; intracellular membrane-bounded organelle; cytosol. Gene Ontology annotation, molecular function: protein binding; sterol binding. Gene Ontology annotation, biological process: exocytosis; maintenance of cell polarity; endocytosis. The record is from RefSeq and is a predicted model, not a curated record.
AUGUCGGAUACUGGAGAUAGCACCCACAAGCGGUCAAAAUCCGCUGCUGCCCUCUCCCUCCUCCGAAGAAACCACUCCCGCGGCGACGAAGAUCCUUCCAACUCGGACGACGGUGCGCCGCUGACGUCGCCCACCCUCCCAGCGACAUCCCAAACAAACAUAUCCAUGGCCCAAAACGCCGUUCGGGGCGUCUCCGCCUCCCGCCUUUCUACAACUUCCCCCUCCAUGGGCCGCGUCCCCUCACACAACAGUCCGCCUGCCGGUUUGACUUCCAAAAUGAGCAACGUCGGAAGCGAAAAGGGCGUCUCUCUCGAACAGUCUGUUCGCAAGUUUCGCAUCGUCGAGGCUCUGCGGAGCGGCGACACUGCCUCCAUUUCCAAGGUCAUACGGGACACUGCCGAGGGCGGCCCUCGAACAAGCAUAUCCUCCAUCAGCACACUGAGCGGCCCCGGCCUCGACGACACCACGGUGCUGCACCUCGCGAUCCAAUGCGCAGAGUUCCAGGUCGUCGAGUACGUGCUGUCUGAUGGUGCAGGCAUCCUCGACGUCAACGCAAGAGAUAAAGAUGGCAAUACCCCGCUGCACAUUGCUGCGACGCAGGGCCGAAGCCAGGUGGUCAAGCUGCUGCUUGAGCAGAAGGACAUCAACGAUGCAAUCGCCAACUUCAAGGGCCAGCUACCCAUUGACGUUGCCCGCAACCCCGACAUCUUUCAACAGCUGCAGCUUUCGCGCUCAUUGUUCGCCGAGAACAAGGUCCGGCAGAUCCAGACUCUGAUUACACAGAACGAUUACAAGGCCCUUGAGACCGUCCUUGAAGAGCCCCGCCUCAAACAGGUCCUCGACAUUAAUAGUACCGAAUUUGCGACCGACCCUACCACCGUCCAGGCUGGCGGCACCCUGCUUCAUGAGGCUGCGCGGAAGAAGAACACGCAGCUGAUCCAAGUGCUCCUGCUCCAUGGUGCAGACCCUUUCCGCAGAGAUCGGAAGGGAAAGCUGCCUCAGGACGUUACAAAAGAUGAUCAUACAAAGCAAAUGCUGAAGCGAUCGCCUGCCGCCGUCGCGGCUCAAAGAGGCAUCCAGGAGAAGGCCGUCCUCGGCCAGGCGGCGUCGCAGGGAGUCGGGGCUGCCUCCUCCGGAGACCCGGUGGCAGGAAGAGAGGCUAGGGAGAUGAAGGGAUACUUGAAGAAGUGGACCAACUACCGUAAGGGAUAUCAGCUUCGAUGGUUCGUGCUCGAGGACGGCGUCCUGAGCUACUACAAACACCAAGAUGACGCUGGCUCUGCCUGUCGUGGUGCCAUCAAUACUCGUAUUGCCAAGUUGCAUAUGAGUGCCGACGAGAAGACCAAGUUUGAGAUCAUCGGCAAAUCCUCUGUCAAGUACACUUUGAAGGCGAACCAUGAAGUCGAAGCUAAGCGCUGGUUUUGGGCUCUGAACAACUCAAUUCAAUGGACAAAGGACCAGGCCAAGGAGGAAGAGCGCCAACGGCAACGCGGUGCUGAGCUCCUGAGACAGGCAAAGGCCGAGCAAGCUGGAAAGUCGCCAGAGCUCUCCAUCAACGAGGCCGCGAGUGAGAGCGCCAGCGUGGCUGAUACAAGGAGUAGUAGUGUGCAUAUACCGCGAACGCAAUCGCACACCAAGAUGUCUGUACCAAAGAGCGAUUUUGCCGGCGCAAGCACCAUUGCUAGCAACGACGAUGAUUUUGCCGACGCUGCUACGGACGCCGGCAUGUCAAGAGCUGCUGGGAAUGGCCAUCAUGACCCAGAUGAUGACGAUGACGACUUUGAAGAUGCCAGCAGCCGCGAGGAGCCUGCAGUCAACAAGGAUGCCUUUAACAUUACCGCACAGUCAGCCAAGCUCCAGCUUGAUACCAUCUCCGCAGUCAACGCUGCCAUGCUGUCUGAAGCCUCCAAGAACCCCAACACCACCGUCUCCGAUCCCAAAGUAGCACAAGCUCUCGCAACGUACGACGCUGCUAUCAGAAGUUUGACAGGCCUGGUCGGAGAUCUCAUGCGAAUUUCCAAGGACCGUGAUGCCUACUGGCAGUACCGGCUGGACCGCGAGACUGACAUGCGUCGCAUGUGGGAAGAGAGCAUGGCCAAGGUUGCGAAGGAGCAAGAGAUCCUAGAGGAGCGUGUUGACCAGGCCGAGCAGAAGCGCAAGGCUGCCAAGCGUGCGCUUCGUGAGGUCAUGAGCGAAUCACAAGUCGGUACCAAUCAGAAGGAAGCAGAACAAAUCGACGGGACCGCGACCGUCGAGGCGGCUGUGGGAACCGACGACGAUAUUGAGAUGCCGCCCAAGUCACCGCAGAGGAGCCUUUCCAGGAAGAAGACGGCACUUGACCAAAUUGCCCUUUCGGAUUCUGAGUCGGAAGAUGAGGAUGAGUUCUUUGACGCGGUGGAUGCCGGGGAAGUUGAGGUUACCGAGCUGCCACCCGCUGAGGCUACUUCAUCUCCCCAGGAGGAAACGCAGCAGCAGCUUGUCGUCUCUGGUAGCACAGACAUUAGCAGUUCGUUCAAGGGCUAUGAGAAUGGUGUCAGAACCAGGCUCAAGAUGGAUGCGGAUAACCGCCCCAAGAUUUCACUUUGGGGAAUUCUCAAAUCAAUGAUUGGAAAGGACAUGACCAAGAUGACUCUGCCCGUGUCCUUUAAUGAGCCCACAUCACUCCUGUACCGUGCUGGCGAGGACAUGGAAUACGUCGAUCUUUUGGACCAGGCCGCAGAACGUUCGGAUUCGAUUGAGCGUCUCAUUUACGUGGCUGCCUUUGCUGCCAGUGAGUAUGCUUCCACUAUCGGACGUGUCGCCAAGCCCUUCAACCCGCUACUUGGAGAGACGUUUGAGUACGUCCGACCUGAUAAAAACUACCGCUUGUUCAUUGAACAGGUCAGCCAUCACCCGCCUAUUGGUGCUCUCUGGGCCGAGUCUCCCAGGUGGACUUAUUGGGGUGAAUCGGCUGUCAAGUCCAGGUUCCUAGGAAAGUCCUUCGACGUUAACCAUCUCGGCACGUGGUUUCUGAAGCUCAGACCCACGGCAGGGGGCAAGGAGGAACUCUACACCUGGAAGAAGGUUACGUCGUCCGUCAUUGGCAUCAUUACUGGCAACCCUACGGUGGACAACUACGGACCUAUGGAAGUCAAGAACUGGACAACGGGUGAAGUGUGUCAGAUGGAUUUCCAGCCGCGUGGAUGGAAAGCGUCGAGCGCGUACAAGGUCUCAGGCAAGGUUCUUGACACCGACGGCAGGGUGCGGUAUAGCAUGGGUGGUAGAUGGAACUCGAAGCUGUAUGCAAGACUCACGCCUGGAUAUGAAGCCACGAUUGAGGACCCUGGCGAUUCCGCGUCUGUCCACAAAGGCAGCAUCUCCGACCCGAACCGGGCGUUCCUCAUCUGGCAAGCCAACCCUCGUCCGCCCAAUAUUCCCUUCAACCUCACACCCUUCGUUCUCACCUUCAACCACAUCGAUGACAAACUCCGACCAUGGAUCGCACCUACCGACUCGCGUCUGCGUCCAGAUCAGCGCGCCAUGGAGGAUGGCGAAUACGAUUUUGCGGCCGUCGAAAAGAACCGUCUCGAGGAGGCACAACGUGCUCGAAGAAGGCACCGCGAGGCAAAGGGCACCGAGUUCAAAUCGGCUUGGUUCGAGAAGACGACGUGUGAAAUUACGGGCGUGCAGUACUGGAAGUUUAAUGGCAAGUACUGGGAGCAGAGAGAAAAGGGAGGACCUGAAGGAGACCCUCACACAUGGGAUGGCUUGGAACCCAUCUAUGAAGACUUUGUGGAGGAGGUAGAGGAAUAG